UCUGAAGAUGGCGGAGCAAAAUAAAAGUAAAACUAAAUUACAAGAAGAUAUUAAAAUUCAAGGUGAAAUUGUAAGAAAAUUAAAAUCUGAAAAGGCAGAUAAAGAACAGAUCAAUGAAGAAGUAGCCAAGUUAUUAGCUUUAAAAGCUGAAUUAGGAGAUGAUGGACCAGUUAAAAACUUUGUUCUUAAAACACCCAAGGGAACUCGAGAUUAUGGUCCCCCACAGAUGGCUAUACGAGAGGGUGCAUUUAAUAAGAUAAUAUCAACCUUUAAACGUCAUGGUGCUGAAACUUUAGAUACUCCAGUUUUUGAAUUAAAGGAAACAUUAACAGGGAAAUAUGGUGAAGAUUCGAAAUUAAUCUAUGAUUUAGCUGAUCAAGGUGGUGAAUUAUUAUCAUUACGAUAUGAUCUGACGGUACCAUUUGCCCGUUUUUUAGCCAUGAACAAAAUUGUCAGUAUAAAACGUUAUCAUAUAGCUAAAGUAUAUAGACGUGAUAACCCAGCUAUGACUAGAGGAAGAUAUAGAGAAUUUUAUCAAUGUGAUUUUGAUAUCGCAGGACAAUAUGAUCCCAUGAUACCAGAUGCUGAAUGUAUCAAAAUAGUGGCAGAAAUUCUACAAAGUUUAGAUCUAGGAAAUUUUGUUGUGAAGGUAAACCAUAGAAAGUUAUUAGAUGGUAUGUUUGCUGCCUGUGGUGUACCUGAUGAUAAAUUUAGAUGUAUCUGUUCUGCUGUUGAUAAAUUAGACAAGACAUUUUGGAAUGAUGUUAGGUCUGAAAUGAUUGAUGAAAAAGGUUUAGAUCCAACUGCAGCAGAUAAAAUAGGAGAAUACGUACAAUUAAAAGGUGGUUUAGAAUUAAUAGAUAAAUUAUUACAAGAUGAGAAUUUAAACAAACAGAAAUUAGCUGUAGAAGGUUUAGAAGAUUUGAAAUUAAUGUUGAAAUAUUGUGAUAUAUUUGGUAUUCUGGACAAGGUGAGCUUUGAUUUAAGUUUAGCUCGAGGGUUAGAUUAUUAUACUGGUGUUAUAUAUGAAGCUGUUUUAACAGGUUAUAGUCAUAAACCUAACAGUGGUGAAGGAGAAGCAGAGAGUGUAGGUAGUGUUGCUGGUGGUGGAAGAUAUGAUGGUUUAGUUGGUAUGUUUGAUCCUAAGAAUAAAAUGGUACCCUGUGUUGGUGUUAGUAUUGGUAUUGAGAGACUGUUUGCUAUUUUAGAAGCUAGAGCUCAGGCAUCAGAGAAUAAAGUAAGAACCACAUCAACUGAUGUAUUUGUCAUCUCAGCUCAGAAAAACAUGUUAGAAGAUAGAUUAAAAUUAUGUACAGAAUUGUGGAACAAUGAUAUUAGGACAGAACAGUCAUAUAAAAAGAAUCCUAAAAUGUUGAGUCAACUUCAGACUUGUGAAACUGAAGGUAUACCAUUGGCUGUAGUUAUUGGCCAAUCAGAAAUCGAGAAUAACAUAGUCAAAUUACGUAAUAUUGCUACUAGAGAAGAGAGAGAAGUACCCAGAGCAAAUAUGGUAGAAGAAAUCAUAGCCGAAUUAGACAAAUUAAGGAACCAAUCAAAAUAAUUUCUCAUAUGCUAAUUUUGAUAACAUUAUACUUAUUUAUUAAGAUAUGGACCAGUUCUGUGCUGUAAAUUUGUUUAUAUUAUUAUCCAUUAGAAUUGUUGAAAUAAUGAAAUACAUGUAUCUAGAUCAAAAAAAUUCACUGAAGUUGUUUCUUCCAAUGUUUUCUGGGACUGAUAUAACUGUUUUUGACCUUGAAAGUAUCAAGAAGUUAUGGUUCGGAUCUAAAUAGCUUGAAACUUAAUAAAACUAUCUGACUUAAAAUCUUUCAAAUUGUAAUAUUUAGUGUAUGGCAAGUAUGCAGGAUUGUAUAUUAAGCUUCCAGUGUUUGUCUCUUUGUUAUAUCAUGUCAUCAAAAUGGUGUCAGUUGUUCACUGAAAUAAAUUCAUCAUUGUUC
Molecule: messenger RNA, 1955 nt
Organism: Lottia gigantea (owl limpet)
Lineage: Eukaryota; Metazoa; Mollusca; Gastropoda; Lottiidae
Exons: 14
Coding region: 8-1561 (517 amino acids)
Biological process (GO): histidyl-tRNA aminoacylation; mitochondrial translation
Cellular component (GO): mitochondrion
Molecular function (GO): ATP binding; histidine-tRNA ligase activity
Source: RefSeq, a predicted model, not a curated record